This is a messenger RNA of Helobdella robusta, 486 nucleotides long. RefSeq lists its product as hypothetical. The transcript has a single exon. The record is from RefSeq and is a predicted model, not a curated record. The annotation marks the transcript as partial. NCBI's taxonomy places the organism in Eukaryota, Metazoa, Annelida, Clitellata, Rhynchobdellida, Glossiphoniidae.
AUACUUUAUGGUCUAUAUACUUUAGGGUCUAUAUACUUUAUGGUCAAUAUACUUUAUAGUCUAUAUACCUUAUGGUCUAUAUACUUUAUGGUCUAUAUACUUUAUAGUCUAUAUACCUUAUGGUCUAUAUACUUUAUGGUCUAUAUACCUUAUUGUCUAUAUACUUUAUGGUCUAUAUACUUUAUGAUCUAUAUACCUUAUUGUCUAUAUACUUUAUGGUCUAUAUACCUUAUGGUCUAUAUACUUUAUGGUCUAUAUAUCUUAUUGUCUAUAUACUUUAUGGUCUAUAUACCUUAUGGUCUAUAUACUUUAUGGUCUAUAUACCUUAUGGUCUAUAUACUUUAUGGUCUAUAUACCUUAUUGUCUAUAUACUUUAUGGUCUAUAUACCUUAUGGUCUAUAUACUUUAUGGUCUAUAUACCUUAUGGUCUAUAUACUUUAUGGUCUAUAUACCUUAUUGUCUAUAUACUUUAUGGUCUAUUGUUGA